Molecule: messenger RNA, 631 nt
Organism: Musa acuminata subsp. malaccensis (wild Malaysian banana)
Lineage: Eukaryota; Viridiplantae; Streptophyta; Magnoliopsida; Zingiberales; Musaceae
Product: protein RALF-like 33
Biological process (GO): calcium-mediated signaling
Cellular component (GO): plasmodesma
Source: RefSeq, a predicted model, not a curated record
UCUCUCUCUAUGUGUGACCACAAUGCCAGAGCAGAUGGGACAGCUGACAUCUCCUUAAAUACUUCUCCCUUUUAGCAAGAAAGAUUAGGCAGGCAGAUCUCAGCCAAGAGGAAGGGGAUGGCAAAGCUCAGCUCAGGCUACACUUCAAAGAAGAGCCUGAUCCUUUUGGCAUCACUCAUCUUCCUCCUGGGCAACAACACUGCAGGGAGAGUGGUGGUGAAGCUGCCUUGCAAUGGGAGAGCUGGGGGCUGCCUGAUGGAGGAUGGGGUGGAGGAGGUGGAGAUGAGCUCAGAGGAGACCAGGAGGUUACUGUGGAGUGUCACUGGGAAGAGGUACAUCAGCUAUGAGGCUCUCAGGAGGGAUGUGGUGCCAUGCAACAAACCUGGACUUCCCUACUACAGCUGCCAUGCUUCUCCAAGGGCAAAUCCCUACAACAGGGGCUGUCAAAUCAUCAGUGGCUGCAGAAGUGACAGCCCUUAAGGAAGAAGCUCCCUCCUGCUCAAUGCAUCCCAGGUUUGGAGCUCCAGGUUAGGGAAGUUGCCAAUCUUCCCAUCUCAAGACUUGUUAUCUGUGUAAUUUUUUGUGGUGUUACUGUAAACUAUUCUCACAGAACUAAAAUUACUAUUUAUCA